CAUUGUUCCUUCGCGGUAGUCUGUGACACAUAGUACUGAAUGAAUUUCUGCUCGAAUAAAAUAUCUAGCGUAAGCGCACACUUUAAACACACGUGUCCACAGAGAGAAACCGUGACUGCGACGUUUCUUUGGGCACAAUAUAAGAACUUCAUCUUAUCUGAGUUCAUAGACCAGAACAGAGAUGGCUGGAAUUCUGUUUGAGGAUAUCUUUGACGUAAAGGACAUCGAUCCUGAUGGCAAGAAGUUUGACAGAGUAUCUCGUCUACAUUGUGAAAGUGAAUCUUUUAAGAUGGACCUCAUCUUGGACGUGAACAUUCAGAUCUAUCCUGUUGAUCUUGGUGACAAGUUCAGACUGGUUAUUGCCAGCACAUUAUACGAAGAUGGAACACCAGAUGAUGGAGAGUACAAUCCUCAGGAUGACCGGCCAUCCAGAGCGGACCAGUUUGAUUAUGUGAUGUAUGGUAAGGUUUACAAGAUUGAGGGUGAUGAGACUUCAACAGAAGCAGCCACACGCCUCUCUGCCUAUGUGUCUUACGGCGGCCUCCUCAUGAGGCUGCAGGGAGAUGCGAACAACCUUCACGGAUUUGAGGUGGACUCCAGAGUCUACCUCCUCAUGAAGAAACUGGCCUUCUAAAACCUGACUCUGCUCCCCCUGGUUCUUCCACUGCCACAGUCACAGUCAUGCUGAACUGCAUACUGAAAAACAUUCAUAUUCCCAAGUCUGGAGCACAUGACCAUCUCCAAAAGAAGCUCACAGACAGAACACAUGGAUGCUGAAGGAAACAUUUAGUUUUUUUUUUUUUAAUUCUGGCGGUUACAAAAUGUUUCCUCUAAGAAGAUGGACUACAGACUAAAGACUGUGACGCUUAAGAGCUGCUGCAAACUACAUCU
This is a messenger RNA of Chelmon rostratus (copperband butterflyfish), 891 nucleotides long. It is a transcript of the gene polr2h, whose product is annotated as RNA polymerase II, I and III subunit H. Bases 182 to 634 code for a protein of 150 amino acids. Gene Ontology annotation, molecular function: DNA-directed RNA polymerase activity. Gene Ontology annotation, cellular component: RNA polymerase III complex; RNA polymerase II, core complex; RNA polymerase I complex. Gene Ontology annotation, biological process: DNA-templated transcription. NCBI's taxonomy places the organism in Eukaryota, Metazoa, Chordata, Actinopteri, Chaetodontiformes, Chaetodontidae. The transcript has 6 exons. The record is from RefSeq and is a predicted model, not a curated record.